AUGUCAUUCAACACAGAGUAUGAUAUCAUCUGUGUAGGUGCAGGUGUCGUCGGAUGUGCUGCUGCCAAAGUAUUUGGUGACAGUGGGCGUAAAGUACUAGUCUUAGAACGAGACCUUAACGAGCCCGAUCGAAUUGUGGGCGAGCUUAUGCAACCUGGAGGUGUACAUGCCUUGGAAGAACUUGGAAUGGAAGAUUGUCUCGAGGAUAUUGAUGGAAUUCCUUGCUAUGGUUAUAGCGUUUUUCGAGAAGGGAAGAUGGUUACCAUUCCAUAUCCGAUCAAUGAAAACACCGGAAAACAAGAAGUAGGAAGAUCAUUUCAUCACGGUCGGUUUAUCCAGAAAUUACGAAUGUCGGCUACAAACACCAAAAAUGUGACUAUCAAGCAAAUGACAGUUAGUCAACUUUUGACCGAUGAUACCAGCGACAGAAUCAUUGGUGUUCUUGCCUCUGAUAAAGAAGGGAAGGAGAAAAGGUUUACUGCCCCUCUCACAAUUGUAGCAGAUGGCAUAUUUUCACGUUUCCGUAAAGACUUUACCACAAAGACUCCAGAUGUUCGGUCCAAUUUUGUUGGAUUUAUUAUGAAGGAUUUGAAUCUACCUUUACCUGAACAUGGAUGUGUUGUUAUGGUGAAACCUUCGCCUGUACUCAUUUACCAGAUUGGUAAACGGGAUACCCGAGUGCUCAUUGAUGUUCCCGGCCAAUUGCCGUCUGUUGGUAAUGGAGACCUCAAGAAAUAUUUGCAAGAUGUGGUUGCACCACAGUUACCAAAGGUUAUUCAGAUCAAAUUCUUGGAAGGUUUGGAGACAGAGCGUUUGAGAUCCAUGCCCUGUGGAUUCCUUCCUCCAUCGGCAAACCAAAACGAUGGCACGGUGUUACUUGGAGAUGCGUUGAAUAUCAGACACCCUCUUACUGGUGGUGGAAUGACCGUGGCAUUAAACGAUGUUAUUCUGUUAUCCAGACUUCUCUCGAAAGAAAAUGUACCUUUGCUACAAGAUACCGAUCUUGUAAUCCAGGCCAUGGGUGCCUUCCAUUGGAAGCGCAAGAGAUAUUGUACACCCAUCAAUGUUCUGGCCAUGGCGCUCUAUCGUAUAUUCGCCGCAAAUGUUCCUGACCUUCAGGUGUUGCAAAGAGGAUGUUUUGGAUACUUUGAACUUGGUGGAGAGUGUAUCAAUGGUCCAGUAAGUCUUUUGGCUGGUCUGGCAGACAGACCUCUGUUAUUGGUGUAUCACUUUUUUGCGGUUGCUUUUUACUCCAUCUACCUUGAGUUCAAGAGCGGAACGAAUGCUGAAAUCCCUCUGAAUUUCAUCAAAAUAUUUACGGUGCUCUACACCGCAUGUGUUACUAUCCUUCCGUACCUUUGGAGUGAAAUCCAAGAUUAA
Molecule: messenger RNA, 1380 nt
Organism: Phycomyces blakesleeanus NRRL 1555(-)
Lineage: Eukaryota; Fungi; Mucoromycota; Mucoromycetes; Mucorales; Phycomycetaceae
Exons: 7
Coding region: 1-1380 (459 amino acids)
Biological process (GO): ergosterol biosynthetic process
Cellular component (GO): membrane; endoplasmic reticulum
Molecular function (GO): flavin adenine dinucleotide binding; squalene monooxygenase activity
Source: RefSeq, a predicted model, not a curated record